CCUGGCUGAGGCGCGUCAUAGCCAAAACUUCCUGCUGAAGAAGCUAAUUUCCUGAAAUCGCCACAGACAAGUUUACAAAUCUUCACGCAGAAGCGGCGCACUUCGGUCUCUCAAAUUAAAAGGAUUACAUUUUAGACUUUUCUCCCCCCCUCUUCGGCGGCGAAUGGAGCUUAAAUGGGAUAUACGGUUAGGAGUUUUGCUUGUUUUACUGCAGGUCCUUGGAGGUGGCUGUGUGGAGCCGACGGCACCAUGUUCCCCUGGUUUUGCUUCUGAUCUUUUCCUCUUCAGAGUUCACAGAGAACACCUGCAGAGGGGCUCCGGGAUCGGCACAGUUGUUUUUAACAGUUGUAGUGGAAGAACACUGGCCGUCUUUGACUCUGGUGAUAAGCGGUUUCGUGUAGACUCUGAUGGCACAGUGAAGCUGAAGAGACGGGUCACUCUUCAUAAUGGCCGUAAGGUCUUCUCUGUCUCUGCUUGGGACUCCAGAGGAAAGAAACACACUGCAAUUGUGAGGGUGGAACAUCAGAGUCAAGCUGAACACAGUCAUGAACAGCAGGAAGAUGUUGGGGCAAUUGAACCUGUGCAGGCUUAUCCCCCCUCGACACUCUUUCUGGAGUUUCCAGCAUCGGGUGGAUUACGGAGAAGGAAAAGAGAGUGGGUGAUUCCUCCGAUCAGUGUCUCGGAAAAUAGAAGAGGGAAAUACCCUAUGGAGUUGGUGCAGAUUAAGUCCAGUUAUGCUAAAGAAACAGCGAUGAUGUACCGGAUCACUGGUGAAGGAGCAGACCAGCCUCCAGUGGGAAUUUUCACAAUAGAUAAAUACACUGGUUGGCUCUUUGUGACAAUGCCUCUAGACAGAGAAAAAAAAGAUAGAUAUGUGCUGCAAGCCCAUGCUAAGGCAACUACUGAUCAAAUCGGAGAAGAUCCCAUGGAAGUUAUAGUUGUUGUGCUGGACCAGAAUGAUAAUACUCCUGUCUUCACCCAAAAUCCAUUCCUUGGCAGUGUACCAGAAGCUUCAAAAAUAGGGUUUGAGUUCAUGACCGUCAGUGCCACUGAUGCAGACGAACAGGGCAGUGAUAAUGCUGAUGUCAGGUACUCAAUCAAGAAUCAGGAACCACCAGAGCCAAGUUCAAACAUGUUUACCAUCAACCCUAUCAGUGGAGUGAUCUCAGUGAAUGCUGAUGGACUGGACCGGGAGAAAUUUAGGGAAUAUACCUUGGAGAUUCAAGCAGCAGAUGAUCAGGGCAGAGGCCGCUCGGUCACUGGAAAAGCUGUUAUUACUGUAACAGACAGCAACGACAAUCCACCUCAAUUUGUGCAAAAUUUGUACGAGGUGACCGUCCCAGAGAAUGAAGUGGGAGCUGUGGUGGUAAAAAUGCCAGUUGAGGAUAAGGAUGAGCCACAGUCAUCUGCCUGGGCAGCAAAGUUCAGUAUUGUUAAAGGUGACACCAGUGGAUUUUUCAACAUCACCACAGGACCAAACAAACAGGAGGGCAUCAUUACUACUGUCAAGCCAUUGGACUUUGAGAGUAACAACAAAUAUACACUGCUGGUAGCUGUGGAAAACGAGGUUCCAUUUGCAAAACCUCUGACUACCUCCACUGCUACAGUCAUUGUAAGUGUUAUUGAUGUGAACGAGGCUCCAGUGUUCAAACCAGUGGAGAAGUUGAUUUCGAAACCUGAAGAUGAAAAGGUUGGUAGUGAACUGACUGUCUACACUGCCAUUGAUCCAGAUACUGCAAAGGCCCAGACAGUGGCGUAUCGUGUUGGAUAUGAUCCUGCUGGCUGGUUGAGUGUUGAUCGAGACACUGGACUAAUCAAAGUCAAGAGUCCUAUGGACAGAGAAUCUCAUUUUGUGAAAGAUGAUAAAUAUACAGCCCAAAUCCUAGCUGUAGAUGAUGAUGAAAUUCCAGCAACUGGUACUGGGACUCUUGUAAUUGAGCUGGUGGAUGUGAAUGAUAAUGCUCCAACAGUUGAGAUGAGCAACAUCGAUGUAUGUAAUAAGGAGCCACCUCCAGUGGUCCUGCCUGUGACUGAUGAGGAUGGGCCUGGCUUUACUUCUCCUUUUAGUGUGGCAUUGCAAGGAGAUGGCAAGGACAAUUGGACUGCCACAAUGAACGCGUCGAAAACGGGGAUUGUACUUUCAUUGAGGGCUCCGCUCAGUCCUGGAGUUUACAAUGUUGUUCUGAAGGUGUUUGACAUCCAAAGCCUAUCAGAAGACAACAUUAUCCAGGCCACUAUAUGCGACUGCAAAGGAGCUGAUUUUAAUUGCCAGUUUAAGCCUCCACCAGGCAUCCCUGGUGUUCUUGGAAUUUUGGGGGCUAUUUUGGCUCUGUUGUUGCUGGUCCUGCUGCUGCUUCUGUUCCUUAGAAGAAGAAGCUCUAAGAAGGAACAGCCCCUGAUCAAUGAUGAUGAUAUCCGUGACAAUGUUUACUAUUAUGAAGAAGAGGGUGGUGGAGAGGAUGAUCAGGACUAUGACCUGAGCGUUUUGCACAGGGGCCUCGACAACCAUCCUGACGUGUUCCGUAAUGAUGUGGCUCCCACCUUUAUGCCUGCCCCAGAAUAUCGUCCACGGCCUGCAAACCCUGAGGAGAUUGGCACCUUCAUUGAUGAUAACCUGAAGGCAGCUGAUAAUGACCCUACAGCUCCCCCCUAUGAUUCCCUCUUGGUGUUUGAUUAUGAGGGUGGUGGAUCAGAGGCAGGAUCCCUCAGCUCCCUGAACUCUUCCAGCUCAGGAGAUCAGGACUAUGACCGUCUUAAUGAGUGGGGACCACGCUUCAAGAAAUUGGCUGACAUGUAUGGCGGAGGAGAGGACUAGGAAUUGGGAGAUUUUUCAGAAGCCAACAAGGCAAUGGCUCGGAGAAGGAAAACUCUAGAAAACACCUACUGCGAUGGGCUAACAACCCACCCAGUUCAAUUCAUUGUUACCGAAGCACGGACAACUGAAACCAAUCAACCUUGCUUGGAAGAGGGAAUGCCUCAGCCUCUGAGAAAAAUGACGCAGUGCAGUGAAAGCCGAGAGGAAGCUGCACCGCUGAUAGCCCUCCUGACUUCCAAGAAAACCCUGAGACUAGGAAACUGGAAUGUAAGAAUAAUGUAUGAAGCAGGGAAAACAGCACAGAUUGCUAAUGAAAUGAAGAAUUACAAGAUCUCAAUCCUCGGACUCAGUGAGACCAGAUGGACCAAUUCAGGGCAGCUGCGAUUAGCAUCAGGAGAAACGAUAUUGUAUUCAGGCCAUGAAGACGAAAAUGCAUCCCACACAGAAGGAGUGGCUCUCAUGCUCACAAAGGAAGCUCAACGCUCCCUGAUUAGCUGGGAAGCAGCUGGCCCAAGAAUAAUCGUAGCCCUCUUCAAGACCACACAAAAUAAGAUUAAGUUACACAUAGUACAGUGCUAUGCUCCCACAAAUGAGGCAGAUGACGACCUGAAAAACAGCUUCUACAAUAGACUACAGAACAUCCUGGAAAAUGUCAGUGAGAAAGACCUACUUGUGGUCAUGGGUGACAUGAACGCAAAGGUUGGAGCAGACAAUACAGGUUUGGAAGAAGUGAUGGGAAAACAUGGUCUUGGUGAAAUGAAUGAAAAUGGAGAAAGAUUCACAAACCUAUGUGCUUCAAACAACCUGAUCAUAGGUGGCAGCAUCUUCCCACAUAAAAUAAUUCAUAAGGCCACAUGGAUAUCCCCAGACCAUGUCACAGAAAACCAAAUCGAUCAUUUCUGCAUCAAGAAGAAAUUCCGGAAGUCGCUGCUAGAUGUGCGUGUCCAAAGAGGUGCCGACGCAGCAUCGGAUCACCACCUACUACUGGCCAAGGUGAAGCUCAAGCUAAAGAAAAUCCAAGCACCAAAAGGAAGUGCCAGGAAAAUGUACAAUGUUACUUCACUGAAAGACAAAGCAAUAUGCACAGAAUACUCUUUGGCAGUGUCAAACAGAUACCAGGCCCUACAAGAAAUGCUGGAAGAUGAAGACUUGAGUGUAGACCAGACAUGGCAACAGGUGAAAAACCUAUGGUCCGACGAGUGUGAGAAAACCUUGGGACUGAAAAAGCAGACACAGAAGGAAUGGAUCUCCCCUGAAACAGUGAGAAAAGUGGAAGACCGGAAGACUAAGAAGUCAUUGCUAAACAACAGCAGAACCCGGCUUGAAAAAAAAGAAGCACAACAGAAGUAUACCGAAGCCCACAAAGCUGUAAGGCGAAGUGUUCGGGCGGACAAGAGGAAAUAUGCAGACAACCUGGCAAAGGAAGCAGAAGAUGCAGCAGCCAAGAGAAAUAUGAAGGCAUUAUAUGAUACCACCAAGAAGCUUACAGGGAAACACCACCGAGCAGACAAGCCUAUCAGGGACAAAGCAGGCACGGUGCUGACCAGGACAGAAGACCAACUCGAUAGAUGGAGAGAACACUUCAGUGAGCUUCUCAACCGACCAUCACCUGAAGAUCUACUGCAAAUUGCACCACCAGACACCCUGCUAGAUAUGGACUGCAGCAAACCAAGCAAAGUUGAAAUAAGAAAGGCAAUCUCCCUUCUAAGAAAUGGGAAAGCGGCAGGCCCAGACAACGUUCCUGCAGAAGCCAUCAAAGCCAGCAUAAACACCUCAACCGAUGCCCUACACACCCUGUUUAGCAAGAUCUGGGAAGAGGAGGAGAUACCACUGGAUUGGAAAGAAGGUUAUCUGACCAAGAUACCAAAGAAAGGAGACCUUAGCAACUGCCAAAAUUACAGAGGGAUAAUGCUGUUGUCAGUUCCGGGCAAAGUCUUCAACAGAGUACUCCUGGAGAGAAUAAAAGCAGCAGUAGACAGCAGACUGCGUGAUCAACAGGCAGGUUUUUGUAAAGAUGGGUCUUGUACAGAUCAUAUAGCCACCCUCAGGAUCAUAAUAGAACGAUCAAUUGAGUGGAACUCUCCGCUGUAUGUUAACUUCAUUGACUAUGAGAAAGCCUUUGACAGCAUCGACAGGAACACACACUGGAAGCUGAUGCAACACUAUGGCAUUCCACAAAAGUUCAUCACGCUGAUUCAGAAAAUCUAUGAAGGCUCGUCUUGCAAAGUCAUGCAUGGAGGACAACUGACCAACAGCUUCGAAGUGAAAACAGGGGUCAGACAGGGCUGCCUUCUAUCACCGUUCCUUUUCCUGCUAGGGAUCGACUACAUCAUGAAAAAGACCACUGAAGGCAGGAGAAAUGGAAUCCAAUGGACGCUUUGGUCUCAGCUGGAUGACCUAGAUUUUGCAGAUGACCUUGCAUUGCUGUCCCACAAGUUCAGUCAGAUGCAAGAGAAGACAACAUGCCUGGCACAGGUGUCUACACAAAUAGGGCUAAACAUCCACCUCGGCAAGACCAAAGUACUCAGGAUAAAUGCAGCUAAUGAUGAAGCAGUUAUGCUUGGGGAGAAGGCCCUCGAAGAAGUCAACAGCUUCACGUAUCUGGGCAGCAUAGUGAACAAACAGGGAGGAUCCGAUGAAGAUAUCAGGGCAAGAAUAGGAAAAGCAAGGGCCGUCUACAUCUCUAUGAAAAACAUCUGGAAAUCAAGAGAGCUGACUACCCCAAUAAAGAUACGCCUGUUCAACUCAAAUGUCAAAUCAGUACUCCUAUAUGGCUCAGAAACUUGGAGGCUGACCAAGACAACAACCAAAAAACUGCAGACGUUCAUCAAUUGCUGUUUAAGAAGGAUCCUGAGAAUUCAUUGGACGGACCAUGUACGGAACGAAGUGUUAUGGGAAAGAUCCAAACAAGAACCCAUCGGGAAGACCAUCCUGCAAAGGAAGUGGAACUGGAUUGGGCACACCUUGCGAAAGCCAAGUUCGAACGUCACCAGGCAGUCCCUGACAUGGAACCCUCAAGGGAAGAGAAAACCAGGACGCCCCAAGAACACAUGGCGACGCGACCUGGAUGCCGAGCUGCGAAGAGCAGGCUACUCUUUCCGAGAGGCAGAAAACCUAGCACAGGAUCGUCGCCACAGACAAGUUUACAAAUCUUCACGCAGAAGCGGCGCACUUCGGUCUCUCAAAUUAAAAGGAUUACAUUUUAGACUUUUCUCCCCCCCUCUUCGGCGGCGAAUGGAGCUUAAAUGGGAUAUACGGUUAGGAGUUUUGCUUGUUUUACUGCAGGUCCUUGGAGGUGGCUGUGUGGAGCCGACGGCACCAUGUUCCCCUGGUUUUGCUUCUGAUCUUUUCCUCUUCAGAGUUCACAGAGAACACCUGCAGAGGGGCUCCGGGAUCGGCACAGUUGUUUUUAACAGUUGUAGUGGAAGAACACUGGCCGUCUUUGACUCUGGUGAUAAGCGGUUUCGUGUAGACUCUGAUGGCACAGUGAAGCUGAAGAGACGGGUCACUCUUCAUAAUGGCCGUAAGGUCUUCUCUGUCUCUGCUUGGGACUCCAGAGGAAAGAAACACACUGCAAUUGUGAGGGUGGAACAUCAGAGUCAAGCUGAACACAGUCAUGAACAGCAGGAAGAUGUUGGGGCAAUUGAACCUGUGCAGGCUUAUCCCCCCUCGACACUCUUUCUGGAGUUUCCGGCAUCGGGUGGAUUACGGAGAAGGAAAAGAGAGUGGGUGAUUCCUCCGAUAAGUGUCUCGGAAAAUAGAAGAGGGAAAUACCCUAUGGAGUUGGUGCAGAUUAAGUCCAGUUAUGCUAAAGAAACAACGAUGACGUACCGGAUCACUGGUGAAGGAGCAGACCAGCCUCCAGUGGGAAUUUUCACAAUAGAUAAAUACACUGGUUGGCUCUUUGUGACAAUGCCUCUAGACAGAGAAAAAAAAGAUAGAUAUGUGCUGCAAGCCCAUGCUAAGGCAACUACUGAUCAAAUUGUAGAAGAUCCCAUGGAAGUUAUAGUUGUUGUGCUGGACCAGAAUGAUAAUACUCCUGUCUUCACCCAAAAUCCAUUCCUUGGCAGUGUACCAGAAACUUCAAAAAUAGGGUUUGAGUUCAUGACCGUCAGUGCCACUGAUGCAGACGAACAGGGCAGUGACAAUGCUGAUGUCAGGUACUCAAUCAAGAAUCAGGAACCACCAGAGCCAAGUUCAAACAUGUUUACCAUCAACCCUAUCAGUGGAGUGAUCUCAGUGAAUGCUGAUGGACUGGACCGGGAGAAAUUUAGGGAAUAUACCUUGGAGAUUCAAGCAGCAGAUGAUCAGGGCAGAGGCCGCUCGGUCACUGGAAAAGCUGUUAUUACUGUAACAGACAGCAACGACAAUCCACCUCAAUUUGUGCAAAAUUUGUACGAGGUGACCGUCCCAGAGAAUGAAGUGGGAGCUGUGGUGGUAAAAAUGCCAGUUGAGGAUAAGGAUGAGCCACAGUCAUCUGCCUGGGCAGCAAAGUUCAGUAUUGUUAAAGGUGACACCAGUGGAUUUUUCAACAUCACCACAGGACCAAACAAACAGGAGGGCAUCAUUACUACUGUCAAGCCAUUGGACUUUGAGAGUAACAACAAAUAUACACUGCUGGUAGCUGUGGAAAACGAGGUUCCAUUUGCAAAACCUCUGACUACCUCCACUGCUACAGUCAUUGUAAGUGUUCUUGAUGUGAACGAGGCUCCAGUGUUCAAACCAGUGGAGAAGUUGAUUUCGAAACCUGAAGAUGAAAAGGUUGGUAGUGAACUGACUGUCUACACUGCCAUUGAUCCAGAUACUGCAAAGGCCCAGACAGUGGCAUAUCAUGUUGGACGUGAUCCUGCUGGCUGGUUGAGCGUUGAUCGAGACACUGGACUAAUCAAAGUCAAGAGUCCUAUGGACAGAGAAUCUCAUUUUGUGAAAGAUGAUAAAUAUACAGCCCAAAUCCUAGCUGUAGAUAAUGAUGAAAUUCCAGCAACUGGUACUGGGACCCUUGUAAUUGAGCUGGUGGAUGUGAAUGAUAAUGCUCCAACAGUUGAGAUGAGGAACAUCGAUGUAUGUAAUAAGGAGCCACCUCCAGUGGUCCUGCCUGUGACUGAUAAGGAUGGGCCUGGCUUUACUUCUCCUUUUAGUGUGGCAUUGCAAGGAGAUGGCAAGGACAAUUGGACUGCCACAAUGAAUGCGUCGAAAACGGGGAUUGUACUUUCAUUGAGGGCUCCACUCAGUCCUGGAGCUUACGAUGUUGUUCUGAGGGUGUCUGACAUCCAAGGCCUAUCACAAGACAACAUUAUCCGGGCCACUAUAUGCGACUGCAAAGGAGCUGAUUUUGGAUGCCAGGAUGGGUUCUGGCUACUAUUCAGCAUCGCUGGUGUUCUUGGAAUUUUGGCUGUGUUGUUGCUGGUCCUGCUGCUGCUUCUGUUCCUUAAAAGAAGAAGAAGCUCCAAGAAGGAACAGCCCCUGAUCGAUGAUGAUAUCUGUGACAAUGUUUACUAUUAUGAAGAAGAGGGUGGUGGAGAGGAUGAUCAGGACUAUGACCUGAGCGUUUUGCACAGGGGCCUCGACAACCGUCCUGACGUGUUCCGUAAUGAUGUGGCUCCUACCUUUAUGCCUGCCCCAGAAUAUCGUCCACGGCCUGCAAACCCUGAGGAGAUUGGCACCUUCAUUGAUGAUAACCUGAAGGCAGCUGAUAAUGACCCCACAGCUCCCCCCUAUGAUUCCCUCUUGGUGUUUGAUUAUGAGGGUGGUGGAUCAGAGGCAGGAUCCCUCAGCUCCCUGAACUCUUCCAGCUCAGGAGAUCAGGACUAUGACCGUCUUAAUGAGUGGGGACCACGCUUCAAGAAAUUGGCUGACAUGUAUGGCGGAGGAGAGGACUAGGAAUUGGGAGAUUUUUCAGAAGCUUCAUUUUAGGUAUGAAGCACAAAGAUGGACAGACUGAUGGAUAGAUGUAAAUUUGGGACAGUUUUAGUUUCCAUGUUGGUUUAUGAUUUAAUAUUGGAACAAUACUGGCUAAAAGAGUGGCUAUUUUUUGUGUCUCAUUUGUUAAUGGAUUUACUUUUUACUGCAUGAUUUUUCAAAGCACUGUGAGGUAUGAUGUUUAUCAAUAAAGUUUUAUCAAGUUUGUAUCCCA
Neoarius graeffei (lesser salmon catfish) is the source of this 8948-nucleotide messenger RNA. RefSeq lists its product as uncharacterized. Gene Ontology annotation, biological process: adherens junction organization; calcium-dependent cell-cell adhesion; multicellular organism development. NCBI's taxonomy places the organism in Eukaryota, Metazoa, Chordata, Actinopteri, Siluriformes, Ariidae. The transcript has 33 exons. Gene Ontology annotation, cellular component: cytoplasm; catenin complex; plasma membrane. The record is from RefSeq and is a predicted model, not a curated record. Gene Ontology annotation, molecular function: cadherin binding; calcium ion binding.